This is a messenger RNA of Racocetra persica, 130 nucleotides long. NCBI's taxonomy places the organism in Eukaryota, Fungi, Glomeromycota, Glomeromycetes, Diversisporales, Gigasporaceae. The record is from the annotation of a GenBank genome assembly.
AGAACAGGAUUACCACUCCUUCAGCAAGUACUUCAGAUGCCAGUAGCACAACUAGUGCUGAAAUACAUUCGUAUUUUUUUAAUAUACAAGACCCUUUCAAAGUAACUGAUGAAGAAUUUAAUGAUAAUUU